AUGCACCUGCUCAAAAUUGGUCCUCAUGGUGAGCUUAGCCUUACCGACGACCUGAUGAAAAAAGACAGACCACCCUACGCUAUACUCUCACACACAUGGGGCCCGGAUAAUGAGGAGGUGACUUUCAAGGAUCUAAAAGAUGGAUCAGGCCAGUCGAAGGCGGGCUACAUCAAGAUCCGGUUCUGUGCGGAUCAAACGCAAAAGGACGGUCUGCAAUAUUUCUGGAUCGAUACAUGUUGUAUCGAUAAGACGAACCACGUCGCUCUCUCAGAAUCUAUUGUGUCGAUGUUUCACUGGUACCAAGAAGCGCAAAAGUGCUAUGUGUUCCUGUCUGAUGUUUCGGCUCAUAAACGCGACAACACAGGAAAUGUUCAAAUCUGGGAAUCCACCUUCCGGACAAGCAGGUGGUUCACGCGGGGCUGGACGCUGCAAGAACUCCUUGCUCCGAGACGAGUCGAGUUCUAUUCUCGUGAGAGUGUGCGACUGGGCGACAAAACUACGCUUGGGCCGAUCAUCUCCAAUAUAACGGGAAUCCCUGGAACAGCUCUCAGUGGCAAAUCUCUUGAAGAAUUCACCCCUCAGGAGCGGAUGCGGUGGGCAUCCGGACGCGAGACAAAAAAAACAGAAGAUAAGGCAUACUGUCUCUUGGGAAUUUUCAAUGUGUCUAUGCCAAUUAUUUACGGCGAAGGAGACAUAGCCUUUGACCGGCUAAAAGACGAAAUCGCUAAAGAGCAUCGAAGGAAGUUAGACUGUAUUAGGCCAGUUCCUCUUCUCUCGUCCUCCCAAAACCUCGUUGCACCCCCACGUGGGACAACUACGACUCUUUCAGAGAAAGAAAUACUCAUUGACCGUCGAAAAACGAUGCUGGCCUCCCUCGGCUUUGAGCAAAUGGACUCGCGUCAGUCCACUAUCAAAAAUGCCUAUUCUACUACCUGCCAAUGGCUGUUGAAACAUCCGGCUUAUGUGAAUUGGAUUGAUCCACAGCAGAUACACGAGCACCGUGGGUUUCUAUGGAUCAAUGGGAAGCCGGGGGCUGGCAAGUCGACUCUGAUGAAGUUCGCUCUGUCACAGGCUUACAAAUGGACAUCUGAGGGGGAGAUUCUUCUUUCCUUCUUCUUCAACGCUAGAGGGGACCAGCUGGAACACUCAACAGUCGGCUUGUACCGAGCUUUACUAUUUCAACUCCUGACGGAGAUACCUGGCUUCCAGGAUCUGUUGGAUGACCAAGACGCACUAGAAGAUCGAAGUGAAUCUUCGGUGUGGACAAGAGGAAAGCUGUGUGAACUUUUAUCUACAGCUAUCACAAGACUCGGGGACCGGCGACUAACCUGCUUCAUUGACGCCCUCGAUGAAUGUGAAGAACAACAGAUUCAAGAAAUGAUCAUCUUCUUCGAAGAGCUAGGACAGGAAGCGCUUCGUUAUGGAACCCAGCUCUACAUUUGCUUCGCCAGUCGCCACUACCCGACGAUCGACAUUCGGUACGGUCGACAGCUGACAUUGGAAACAGAAGACGGUCAUGCUGAAGAUCUAGGGAAAUAUGUCCAGAGUCAUCUUCGAGCUGGAAAAGGCAAAUCAGUUGAGACGAUCAGAACACAAAUACGAGAAAAGGCCAACGGUGUCUUCCUGUGGGCGGUUUUAGUCAUUCCAAUGCUCAACGACGAAUUCAGGCGCGGACGUAUUUGGGCGGUCCAGAAAAGGCUCGAAGAGAUACCUGCUAGGCUCAGCGACCUCUUCAAAGAGAUCUUGAGCAAAGACUCUGUCAACAUGAAUGAUUUGUUGCUCUGUCUCCAAUGGGUCUUGUUUGCAGAACGGCCGCUGCGGCGAGAAGAGUUCUACUUUGCAAUGACGGCCGGUCUCGCUCCUGACUCUGAGUAUAUGACCGCCUGGGAGCCUGAUGGGAUUACUGAAGACGACAUGAACCGAUUUGUGCUCAGUUCAUCCAAGGGUCUUGCAGAACUUACGAGGUCGAAACCGCCGAUAGUGCAGUUCAUUCACGAAUCAGUGCGAGACUUCCUCCUCAAAGAUAAAGGCCUCUCGGAGCUGUGGCCGGAUCUCGAGAAGGGAACCACCUUAACCAUCUCUGAAGGGAAAAGCCACGAAUGCCUAAGGCAAUGCUGCUUGAACUAUCUCAACAUCGAUGUUGCCAGCCACCUGGGUGACGUGGACGAAUUGCCGAGGGCAUCGACGGAAGAAGCUGCGCGUCUCCGCCAAUGUGUGGGCGAAAAGUUUCCGUUCCUUGAGUACGCGGUUCGAAAUGUUUUGUGGCACGCCGACAAGGCACAAGCCAAGGAGGUCGACCAGAGUGAAUUCGUCCGCACGUUCCAGCUCGCCAGAUGGGUAUGGCUUGCGAACCUGGUCGAAAGACACGAAACACGCCGGCACACUGAGAAGGUGACCUUGCUAUACAUACUAGCGGAGAACAACUUGUCCAGCUUGAUCAGAAUACACCCAUCCAAUUUGUCAUGUUUCGAUGUCGAAGGUGAACGUUAUGGGCCACCGAUCUUCGCAGCCCUGGCUACUGCAAGCGACGAAGCAGCGCGUACGUUAUUGCAAAUCCAGGUAGAUGCCCAGCCCACAACAUCUCUUCUUCGCGUCAUCUACGACCAAUACUGUCAUUCUGGAAACAUGCCAAAGCACUUUCCACGCACCUUCACUUUCUCACAACGAAAAGGAAUUUUCAAUACACUCAAAGACCAUGACGAUGAUAUCCUCCUUGCAUUCUUCUGUGCUUGCAGCAAGACGGCCCUCGAGAGGAUCGGCAGGGAUGCUGAGAUGCUAAUCACCUGGGCGGUCAAGAGAGGGCACGAGACGAUGGUGAAGUCACUACUCGAGCAAGGUGCCGAUCGAGAAUCUAAGGAUAAGGAUGGUCAAACACUACUAUUAUCAGCGGCUAGGGAAGGGCACGAGGGAGUAGUAAAGCUACUACUCGAGCAAGGUGCCGAUCAAGAAUCUAAGGAUUCUUAUGCCUACACACCACUAUUAUCAGCGGCCGGGGGAGGGCACGAGAGAGUAGUAAAGCUACUACUUGAAUAUGGUGCCGAUCGAGAAUCUAAUGAUGAUUUAGGUUGUACACCACUAUCCGCCGAUCUAGAAUCAAAGGAUAUAACAGACCGGACACCGCUAUCGUUUGCGGCUGAGAGUGGGUAUGAGAAGGUAGUAAGGGUACUACUCGAGUAUGGCGCCGAUCAAGAAUCUAAGGAUUAUUCAGGUCGGACACCACUAGGAUAUGCGGCUGGAAAUGGGUACGAGGGAGUAGUGAGGCUACUACUCGAGUUUGGUGCCGAUCGAGAAUUGAAGGAUCCUUGUGGCCGUACACCACUAAUUUCGGCGGCUAUAGAAGGGCACGAGGCAGUAGUAAGGCUACUACUCGAGUAUGGCGCCGAUCGAGAAUCUAAGGAUGAAGAAGGUCGGACACCACUACAGCAUGCGAUUCAUAAAAAGCACGAGGGCGUGGUCAAGCUACUCACGUCUUACCAGGGAAAAGGACCACCACAGUCCCCAGAGGAGCAGUCAACAGGAUCGGAGUCGAGUACUAUGACUCCACAAGCAGAACCCCCGGAAGCUCUUCCCGUUGAGCAGUCAGAGCUACAAUACAUAUUUGCGAUAGAAGUGGAAGGUUGGGUGGAUGGAUACCAACGGGAACAAGCAGAAGCAGAGGCAGAGGCAUGGGGAUUCGAUGAUAAAGACGGACAGAUAUACAUCUGA
Molecule: messenger RNA, 3705 nt
Organism: Fonsecaea nubica
Lineage: Eukaryota; Fungi; Ascomycota; Eurotiomycetes; Chaetothyriales; Herpotrichiellaceae
Exons: 2
Coding region: 1-3705 (1234 amino acids)
Molecular function (GO): protein binding
Source: RefSeq, a predicted model, not a curated record